UGAGCUUUGUGCAUAUUUUUGCUUCCCCAAUAAAACUUGACCUUAAGUUUCUUUGUUUCCACACUUCCUUCAUGUCUCUCUCCUUCUUCUUAUUAUAAGAUAUUACCAGACACACACACACAUUUCUUUUGUUGAGACUUGUGUGGAAGGUUACAUAAUUGGUUCUUCCAAAAACCUUCUCUACUUCAGCUCAAAUUUUCACAACAUUGGAAUGGGGAAACUAGGUAGAAUGUUGGAAACUUUUUGUCUUUCUUCUUGUUCAAAAACUUGUUUUUGCAUGAACACUACUGAAUUUGAAGAUGAAUUUGAGAAAAAGUCCUUGAUUAGUAGUGAAAGUGAUCAUAAACUAAGAUUGAAAGAUGUUGUAGCUGGAAAACAAACAUUGGCUUUUCAAUUGAAACCACAGAUAGUGAUAUUGAGGGUGUCAAUGCAUUGUCAUGGAUGUGCAAGAAAAGUUGAGAAACAUAUCUCAAAAUUAGAAGGAGUGAGCUCAUAUAAGGUGGAUCUAGAUACCAAAAUGGUAGUUGUUAUGGGUGACAUUCUUCCCUUUGAAGUGUUGGAAAGUGUAUCUAAGGUGAAAAAUGCAGAGAUUUGGAAUUCUCAUGCUAAUGAGGAGUAGUUUUGUACACCAAAAGUUGAAGUAGAAUGAAGGAACUAUUAUUUUCUGUUCUGUCAUUAUGUUGUUAUUGUUAUAAACAAUGUAUAGUAUCAUCAAUACCUAUGUCAUGCUUCAACAAUUGUCCUUCAAGAAAGUAAAAAUAAAUAAUCAAAGGUGUACUAAUGUCUCUUGUUUUGAGACUUUAGAUGUUUUGAGUAACACAAUGUAGAAUCAGGAAUUACUAA
Medicago truncatula (barrel medic) is the source of this 843-nucleotide messenger RNA. RefSeq names its product protein SODIUM POTASSIUM ROOT DEFECTIVE 2. Lineage: Eukaryota; Viridiplantae; Streptophyta; Magnoliopsida; Fabales; Fabaceae. Bases 212 to 619 code for a protein of 135 amino acids. The record is from RefSeq and is a predicted model, not a curated record. Gene Ontology annotation, molecular function: metal ion binding. The transcript has 3 exons.